UGAGAAUGUCGUCAAAGUAAUAUUAACAAUAAUUAAUAUUAUUGAAAUAAUAACUUGUCGUGUUAUUUAAAAAACAUAUUUAAAAAAUAUUUUUUAAAAAAACAUAAUUAAAAAGUUUAAUCAUUUUUGAUUGUCAUCUUAUCAGUUUGGAUCAACAAAAAAAAAUAAUAAAAAGAUGGGUUUUAAUGAUGACAAAUAAAAUUAUGCAUAACUUGAGUACAUACAGACAGUGAUUAAAGGUAUCGUACCUUUCUAUAAUUUACUGACCUUGGUUUUAAGAUUAUUAAAUAAUAAAAAAAUAAAAAAAAAAAAAAAAACGAAUUGAGGGAAUUGCAAACCUUCACGGGAGAAUGGAAAUCUAGCAUGAUACAUAAUCCUUCGUGUAUUGUGAUUUUAUUGGGAUAAAGUAAACAGGAGAUGGAACACAAGUCUUCAAAUAAGUAUCAACGUGAAACAAUUAAUUCGCAGUCUUCAUUCUGAUUUAACUGGAUAAACAUCAGCCAAAAAAAAAAAGUUACAAUAAUUUUGUAUCUCAGCAUUAAUAAGCUUUAAUUCAAAAUGAAACAUAAUGAAGAUUUUUAUUAUGAGGUGGCAAUGAAAUUGGCUCUUGAAGCAGGACAGGUUUUAAAAAGUUCAAUAGUGGCAACUAAAACAAUCAAAGAAAAACAAGGUGAUUGGGAUCUUGUUACAGAAUAUGAUAGAAAAAUUGAAGACAUUAUUGUGGGAAAAUUGAAGAAUGAAUUUCCAGAUCACAAAUUUAUUGGAGAAGAAUCAACUGGAGCAAAUUUGCCUGAAUUAACAGAUGAUCCAACUUGGAUUAUUGAUCCAAUUGAUGGUACCACAAAUUUUAUACACGGUUUUCCUCAUACUUGUGUUGUAAUUGGUCUAUCAAUUUCCAAAGAAAUGAAAAUUGGAAUUGUUUAUAAUCCAAUACUUGAACAAUUAUUUACAGCAAGAAAAGGAACUGGUGCAUUUUUAAAUGGUGUACCAAUUAAAACUUCAUCAAUUAUUGAUAUUUCAAAGGCUUUAAUUUGCUUGGAACCAGGAUUUCUCAAAGUCGAUAAUUUAAAAAACAAAAUGAUUAAAAGAAUUCAAUUGAUUGCCAAAGAAACACAAGGAAUUAGGACUCUUGGAUCAGCAGCUUUGACCCUUUGCUAUGUUGCCAUGGGAGUUGUUGAGGGUUAUCAAAUUGAGGGUCCUGGUAUAUCAACUUGGGAUAUUGCAGCACCAUCAAUUAUAAUAUCUGAAGCUGGUGGUGUUGUUGUCGAUCGUAUAACUGGUAAAAAAGUUGAUAUUAUGAAUCCACGAGCUAUUGGUGCAUGCAAUGAUAAAAUUGCAAAUGAAGUUAUUAGAAUAAUUCAAGAGGCUGAUCGUCAAGCUGAAUUACAUCAUUAAAAAAAAAAAAAACAAGGAAUAUAUUUACAAAAUAAUUCUUACAUAUUUACAUUCUUUAUCUGUUAAAUUAUAAUUACAAUAAUAAUUCUCACUCAGUAAUAAUAUGUAAAAAAAAAAAAACAAAGAAAAAAAGCAAUAAAAUAAUAAUUGCUUUGUUGAUGUUAAUUAAGAAAUGAUGAUAUUAAAUGACUUACUUGUGGGCCCAUAUUUGGAGGCAUUUGUCCAGGAUGAGGUGGAUAAUUUUGUUGCUGGGGUCCUUGUUGUGAUUGUUGAGGAGGGCCUUGUUGUUGUUGUUGGGAAGAUGAAGAUUGAUUAGACAUUGAUUGUGUAUUUCCAGGGGGUGGCCCACCAGGAUAACCCUGAGUUGGACUUUGUGGAUGAUGAUGAGGUGGACCCAUUUGACUACCUUGGGGAUUUGAUGGUGAUUGUUGUUGUUGUUGUGAUGAUGAUGAUGAGGGUGGACCCAUUGGACUUGGUGCUUGUGGUGGUGGCAUAGGUGACAAUUGUGGCGAUGGACUCGCCAUGUUGCUCCUAUCAACCUCCAGUUUAUCUCAUAAAUUUAAUUAAUUUCAGCAUCUUAAUCACACACAAACACAUUCACACACAAUAAUGAUUUCAAAUUCAUCUUGGUAAUUUAAAAAAAAAUUUAUUUUUAUUAUUUAUUUGCAAUUUUAAUAUAACUCUUUUUUUUUUUUUUUUUUUUUUCUGAAUUGAUUAAAGAUUUAUAAUUUAUUUUUUUUUUCCUCGUUUUAUGUUUUUAUUAUUUAUUUUUGAUUAUUUUAUCAAACACUUUUUUUUUAAAUAAAUAAAAUAAAGACAAGAGACGGGUAGGGGGGCGUUGAAUAAUCACUCAAUGAGGGGAG
This is a messenger RNA of Aphidius gifuensis, 2258 nucleotides long. Its product is annotated as inositol monophosphatase 3-like. The record is from RefSeq and is a predicted model, not a curated record. Gene Ontology annotation, biological process: phosphatidylinositol phosphate biosynthetic process; inositol metabolic process; signal transduction. The coding region runs from base 559 to 1395 and encodes 278 amino acids. The transcript is spliced from 6 exons. Gene Ontology annotation, molecular function: inositol monophosphate 1-phosphatase activity. Lineage: Eukaryota; Metazoa; Arthropoda; Insecta; Hymenoptera; Braconidae.